This is a messenger RNA of Impatiens glandulifera, 1071 nucleotides long. RefSeq names its product F-box protein CPR1-like. The record is from RefSeq and is a predicted model, not a curated record. Gene Ontology annotation, molecular function: protein binding. The coding region runs from base 1 to 1071 and encodes 356 amino acids. The transcript is spliced from 2 exons. NCBI's taxonomy places the organism in Eukaryota, Viridiplantae, Streptophyta, Magnoliopsida, Ericales, Balsaminaceae.
AUGUCGCUGUUGCCGGAUGAUAUUCUACCUGACAUUCUUUCUCGGUUGCCUGUUAAGAGUCUACUCCGUUUUAGUUUUAGGUGCGUAUCUAAAUCUUGGCUUGCCCUAAUCAGUUGCCCUGAUUUCGUCUUUUUCUGCGUUCUUCAACCGGCUGUGGUCAAUAACCAUCCGUUGAAUAGUUGUCCUGUGAUGACUUUAAUUAUGGAAUUGUGCCAUGGGAAUUAUGAUUGUGGAAUUAUGUUGUACGGGUCUUGUGAUGGCUUACUCUGCAUGUCAGAUGCCAAUUCCAUUAACGAUUUCUUUAUUUGCAACCCAUCAACUAGAAAGUCUAAAAAAUUACCUUACGAAUCGGUUGAAUUACCAGAUAUAAAUAACAUUUUCUACGACUGUAUUUAUCGAUUUGGUUACGAUAACACCAACGAUGAUUACAAGGUUGUGAGACUUGCGUUUCGUCAAAAAACUUUUAGAGGAGACAUCGACGAAUAUGAGGUGAAGGUUUAUAGUUUGAAAUCAAAUUCGUGGCAUAGGCCAGAGAAGUUUUCUCAAUGUCCGAAGAUGGGGAGCUUUGGAGAUUCAAUAGCUGGUGGAGCUCUGCACUGGAUCUCAUAUGUGAAAACAGCUACACCAAAGAAAAGAUUGAUUGUUGCUUUUGAUCUUGGAACAGAGAAAUAUAGAGUAAUUCCACAACCAAAAUACGCUGGCCCUCAUUUCUUUUUAUAUUUGAAUAAUUUAGGUGGAUGUCUUUCAUUGAGUUGUCAGUACGAGUCAUCGGUUGUGGAAGUAUUUUUGCUGAAAGAAUAUGGUGGAGAAAAUGAGCAUUGGUCGAAAUUGAUUACAAUAUCACCGACAAAUCCUUUUGUAAUUUUUUACACUGUGAAACCUAUUACUUAUUCAAAAUGUGGUAAGAAAGUACUUUUGAACAUUAAUUCGAGCCUUAUUUGGUAUAAUUUAGAACAACAGUCAUUUGAGGAAGUUAGGGUUCGUGGUAUGGAAGAUAUAACUCAAGUACAAACUUGCCUUGAGAGUCUCGUCUCUGUCGAUUUUCCACCAGCUGUGUGUAUCUCAUACUAA